UGUCAUUAAGUUAAAGGCUCGGUUGGCGAGCAACGAUUUGCACACCGACAAACACGGUCGUCGGAGAGAAAAAAGAGAUAAGGUGUGCUAAUAUUAUUAGAACUCACCCCGCAUAUCAAAUAUCGCGAUGAGAACAACGGUGUUACCCACCUUCUACGAUUCUUCGUUACCGCGCGUAUUCGCCCUCGCUAAUGACGAUUCGUCGUGUAAAACGUCUUUACUCAGAACGAUAAUCCAUUCCGGUGGAAUCCUUUCUGCAGAAACGUUUCAGCGGAGAGGGAGGAGAAAAGGGACGAACGAGUCAUGCGUACAGGAGCAACGAUUAAGCGCUAAUCGAGAAUGACGGAUGAUUUACGCUGACGGCAGGUGGAUUUACCUUUAUCCGGUCGUUUAUCGAGCCACAAUCUGGAGAGUCGAUCUCACGAUUGAAGAUACACGCGAGCCCAACGUGACUGAGUGAGAAAGAAGAUAACGCGCGGUAAGGGUAACACGAUAAGGGUGAGCGAUGUUGACCAAUUAGCGUACGUUGCGUGACGCACGUACAAUGAACAGGAAUGCGACGAUGAGGAAUUUCGGCAGAUCCAGUGUAAAUAAGGGAGCACUCGCGUUGACGUUCGCAAAACAUGCCAACGCACGAACUCAUCCUCGUAGCAUCGCUGUUACUGCGCGUAAUAUCGGUAGCCGGUGAUUGCCGAUGGAGCCAGGCGGUCGGAUUCUGGAGCGACGUCAUCUGCUCGAUGGAAAACUGCAAGACCGUGAAUUUCCACCGUGUGCAUGACCGGCAAAAUUCCACUGUCGUGUCGCGAUGCUUCGACGAACUGGUGCUCGUGGUCGCGCGGAAGUGCGAGAUGACAAUCCUAUCGAGGGCUUACCGGUCCGGAGAUGAAUCCUUCAUCGACGACGAAGACGCGGUGCGUGGCAGCGCGAACCGGUCGUCGAUUUGGAGGAUCACGUCCUCCGCGGACGCGCUCGUAACGCGGCCGAUGAUUAAAGGAAUAUCGCCACAGAACGACCAGAAAGAUCCUCCGCAUGAACGAAAUACGUGGAACGUGCACGUGAUUCUCGCGAGAGACGUUCGCUCCUUCCACCGGAUCUUGCGGAACGAGAUGUUCGAGUGGAAUCCGCGAGAUCGGUGUAUCGUGCUGAUCGUACAUCGAAAGAAAGAUCAAGGGGAACGGGGAAACGAGCCGGGUGUAAGUAUCGAGGAUAUCCUCAGGACGCUAUGGUACGAACGUAAGGUCUACAACAUCUUCGUCUCCGACGGAGUCCUCGUGAACGGCACGAGCCGAAUCAAUCGAUUCGUGAGCACUUACAACCCGUUCGCCAAAGUCAACGAUUCUGCCUGGGGCGGGAUCGAUGUUGUGAGCGUAAACACGACGGCGCGUUCGUCGAAUUUAACGUACCGCUGCACCAGAAAUCUCAAUGGAUACGAGCUGAAAGUGGGUAUAUUUGAGGGAAACCACUCAAUCGCGAAUAUGAUGAGCAGCUCGGUUAUGCAGCCGGUCAGCAUGCAGUACGAUUAUUCCAAUAUUUUCAAAGGCUUCGACGAGACAAUAUUAGAUAUAGUGGCCAGACAGAUGAAUUUCACCGCGAAACGGGUACACCCGACGGACAACAGGUCGUUCGGUUACCAAUUGCCCAACGGGACGUACAUCGGUGCUAUAGGUGACGUGGUGUACGGCAGAACGGACGUCUGCUUCGAGUCCUUCUUCGUGAAGAGGUACAGCCCCUACAAGAACAUGCUGAUCGAAUUUACCGCACAGGUGGAGUUCGACAGAGUAUGCGUGAUUGUGCCGAAAGCGUCCAAGAUACCCAAGUGGCUUCGAAUAUACCAUUUCUUUCCGCUUUCGAUUUGGAUCUUCUCGAUGCUGUCUCACGUCCUCACGUAUAUCACGUGGCACUUGUUGCAGGUCUUCAAUCCACGAAGAACCGGCAGGGUCAGUUUCCUCACGACCGUCUAUCGGUCGUUUCUAUUCAACUGCGGCUGCCCGCAGAAGUUACCGUACUCGAAUGCCGAGAGGAUAUUACUGUCGGGCAUCUUCCUCGGCAACAUCACCAUAGUCGGGUUCUUUAAUGGUAUGCUGUACAAGAGUUUCGCGAACGACAUGUAUUACCGGGACAUCGACAGUCUCGAAGACCUGGAAGCCUCGGGAUUGCCGAUACUGUUCACCUCCUUCGGCGUGAGCGAUAUCUUCGGCCUUAAGAAGGACACGGACGCGACGCCGCUCAUACAGAGCCUGAAACGGAAGCUGCAACACGGCUAUAACGCUGUGAUAAACGCGGCCUAUUAUCGCAACGUCUCGGGGCUGAUGAGGAAACAUCAUUUCUCCAUCUUGAACGAGGAGCUGGUCAACACGGACGGCUCGCCGAUGCUUCAUCUCGUUAAGGAAUGUCCAGGUACGUACUAUCUGUCCUAUCUGCUGCCCAGGAAUUCGAUUCUACGCGAAAAGAUAAAUACGCUGAUCGCUCGACUGAAUCAAGCCGGCUUGCCGACUCUGUGGACCAGCCGCACCAUUCAACGCACCGUCGUGAAAAAGAAGCUACUGGCCAAACGGCAGGAGAACAAAGCGGACCGUUUCGUGGCGUUCAGCUUGUCCGAUCUGCAGACGUCCUUUUUCACCCUGCUAGUAGGACUGUCGCUGUCUACGAUAGUGUUUUGCCACGAGAGAGGCUGGUUGAGAGCACUGUUGUCGCGUAGCGGGAAAUCGAGUUCCGAGUCUAAACGUUAAUCGUCACCCCGCGGUGUUUUCCUUUCCGCUUUUUAUUUCGCCCGUAAAAUUCCUUCCUGCGGUGAAGCGUGCGCGUAAAUUUCCGGGACGAUUCCCUGGUCAACGGUGGAUAUGCUACGAACUCGUGGUAUGAGAAAGCAGAAAAUAUUCCCUCCUAUUUCUCCCGAGUUCCCAUUUCCCCGGCGCGAUAAACGUUCCAAUUUCUCCGGUUUACCGGUUGACACAGUUGAGCGAGAUAUCAUGGUAAAUAAUACAACAGCGAGAGAAAUUCAGCGCGGUGAUUUAAUUUACAUUAUACAAUAGUUUUCACUACGAGAGGAACGAUCGUCAAUAUUUUCUCACUGCUAGCGCGGACACUUGUGCGUGCAAAAACAUGAAAAAUACUUAUUUUGCAAGCCGAGUGUGAUCAAACGCUCACUAUCGCGAGAAGUCUCGUCGAGACGAGA
This is a messenger RNA of Dinoponera quadriceps, 3175 nucleotides long. RefSeq lists its product as uncharacterized. The transcript is spliced from 6 exons. The record is from RefSeq and is a predicted model, not a curated record. The coding region runs from base 624 to 2729 and encodes 701 amino acids. Lineage: Eukaryota; Metazoa; Arthropoda; Insecta; Hymenoptera; Formicidae.